UAGGAUUGUAACUAAGGUAUUUUUUCACAAAAUCCUUGAAACAAAAUGGAAAAUAUGGAUCCAGAUCAUUAUGAUUUGAAUAGACGGCGCAGAAGCAGUUUCCGAAAAACAUGGGAUCCUUUUAUGUUAAAAACAAUCAAUGAUGAAGAAGAAGUAACCAGGAAAUCCAUUCAGUUCCUUCAGUAUUUAAUCUGUCUCUUCUUUGGAGUUUGUGUGCUUGGGUUUGCUUUUCUCAGCAAGUCUAGUCUUCUUUUAUUGAUCAGCACUUCAAACAUGAACUCGCCUUUUGAAAACAAACCUUUCUCUCACCUUGUCUUGGCUUGUGCAUUAGUGGUGCCCAAUGUCUUGGCAUUUGGGAAAGCUUUAUGGAAAACAUCAUUUGGAUCAUCCUCUAGUCCCCCAAAGAGUAUUCUUGCCAUGGUAUGCUUGAUUGAAGCAAUCGUUGCACUUGCCACUUCAGUCCUUGUGCUGGUCUGCUUGCCUAACUUUGACAUUAUAACCAAUCUGUGCAUUUUGAAUGGGGUCUGUCUGUUUCCCUCAUUUCUACAAAUAGUGUUUAAGUUGAAAACUCUCAAAUGUACCCUGUUACUCCCACUGAUUGGCUUUGGGUUGACUUUUCUUGGACUAUUGCUUUUUGUUCUGGUCCACAUUCCUCAGCGGCAAUCAGAGGACAUAAAAUACCUUCAGGCAUAUGUAGCCCUGGCAAUAGUUUCCUUAACACUAAUAUCGCUCAAUUGGUGGGAAAAUUUUACAUUGGGCUGUAAAAUUGGAUUCAUGGAAAAUAUAAGGGAAAGCUUGCGUUACAAUAGAAAUAUCACAUAUGUCUGUACCAGUGCAAUUAGAAUUCUGGUCACUUUGAGUGUGGUAGCGGCAUGGAUUCCAAUUAAUAAGUAUGACUGGAAAGAUCUCAAAACAGUCUCUCAAUUUGAAUUAAAAAUUAUCUUGAGCCUCUUUGGAAUACAAGCAUGUUCUUCUGUCCUUUGCCACUGGUUUGGUGUCCUGGUGUGUAAAAUGCAUGCAGUUAGACGCAGCUUUGUUGUGCCAUUUAUAUUAGCCACCCCAGUGGUAUUUAUUGCUAUUUUGAUUGUGCUGUAUGAUAGUUCUAACAGGUAUGUUGAAGGGGUUACCUUUAACCUAACCAUCUUUUGCAAUGGCUUAAAGACUGCCAAUGAAAGCAAUUCUGUACGAAUACUACUUUUAGAGAUCCCACAAAGCCUUUGCAGAGCACAGGCAAUCUUAAAUACCAGCAGAAUUGGCUUGGCACUACUUGGCUCCUCAACUAUAUGCUUUUGGCUUGGGCUAUUUUUCUCAACAUUCUAUGUGUGGGGCCAGCACAUUCAAAGGAUUGAAAGGACAUCCCAUCUCUUUGUUCGAUGGCUAUAUGAAGCUGCCUUCAUGGAACAGUCAAUGCUGCUCAACACACGGGUCCAGAAAAAGAAAAAGAAAAAUAAGGAAAUCAAAAGGAAAUCAGAUCAUGUCAUGAUAUAUCUGUGUGCAACGAUGUGGCAUGAAACAGUGGAUGAAAUGGAAAAGAUUCUUACCUCAAUAUUCAGGCUGGACAAAUACAAACCAAAUUCUUUAAAAUCACAUAAAGACAAUUUUGACUUCGAAACACAUAUUUACUUUGACGAUGCAUUUACACUUGUGGGUCCAGAUGAAAAUAUGCAGGAAAGAGUUGCGAAUGAGUAUGUGAAGAACCUUGUUUCCACAAUGGAGGACAUUUACAGGAUAUUUUCACGUGAAAAACACACUUCCAAGGAUGAACAGGAAGAUGAUGACAUUGUGAGGCCAACUAUAAUGGAGACACCUUAUGGUGGAAGAAUCAGCUAUACACUUCCAUAUGGAAACACUAUACAUGUUCAUUUGAAAGACAAACAGAAGAUCCGGCACAAGAAGAGGUGGUCUCAGAUUAUGUACAUGUAUUAUCUCCUGGGAUGGAAGUUAAAUAGGAAGUACACUACCUUGUCAGGAAAAUUUGCAAAUGAAAUAUCUACUGAAAAUACCUUGAAGACUGAGAAGGAAAACACCUACCUUCUGGCAUUGGAUGGAGACACUGAUUUCCAGCCCUCGGCUUUGAUCUUGCUUGUUGACAGGCUGAGGAGAUAUCCACACGUGGGGGCUGCAUGCGGUAGAAUACAUCCUACAGGAGUUGGUCCUAUGGUGUGGUACCAGAAGUUUGAAUACGCUGUUGGUCACUGGCUCCAGAAGACAGCUGAACACGUGUUAGGCUGUGUGCUGUGCAGUCCAGGGUGCUUCAGUUUGUUCAGGGCAGCGGCUCUAAUGGAUGACAAUGUUGUGAAAAAAUACACCACAACGGCAACUGAAGCACAGCAUUUUGUCCAAUAUGAUCAAGGAGAAGACCGUUGGCUGUGCACAUUGUUACUACAACAGGGAUGGAGAGUGGAAUACAAUGCAGCUUCAGAUGCCUACACAAAUGCACCACAAGAAUUCAAGGAAUUCUACAACCAACGACGCCGUUGGGUACCAUCAACUUUGGCAAAUACAAUUGACCUUCUGGACAGUGCAGCAGAAACAUCAAAGAAAAACCCUUCAAUUUCGAAACUCUACAUUCUGUACCAGAUUAUAGGAACAGCAGCUUCAAUUCUGGGUCCUGCCACUGUGGUUUUGAUGAUAGCAGGAUCAUUUACCUUUGUGUUUAAAUGGAAUGGAAACGUUGCCCUGGCUCUUGGAGUUAUUCCUCCUGCUCUCUAUAUACUCAUCUGUUACAAAGUCAAAUCAGAUAUUCAGAUCAAUAUUGCUGCAGUUCUGAGCAUUUUCUAUGCUUUUCUAAUGAUUGCAACAAUAAUGUCCAUCAUUGGUGAAAUUAUCAGAGAACAAACUUUUAUCACCCCAACUGGCUUGUUCUUCAUUUCCAUGGUGGUCCUUUUCGUCUCAACAGCAUUGCUGCAUCCCCAGGAAUUCCACCUUGUUUUAUAUGGAAUGCUGUACAUAAUUUGCAUUCCAAGUGGAUACUUGCUGUUGCCAAUUUAUUCUAUGGUGAACAUGAAUAAUGUUUCAUGGGGUACUCGUGAAACUGCCGCUCCAAAGAAAUUGACCAAAAAGAAGCCCCAACAGGUUAAGCGAUAUGAAAAGAAGUGCAAAUGCAUCUGCUGGGAUGUUGAAUUAGUAAUCAGAGAGGAUAAAAAGGAAGAAAUUCAACAAAUGGACAGUGCAAUUGAUGAAAUAGAAGUAAUGGAACCCAGAAUUGAAGACAACUGGAUUAGCAAUUUGCAAGAGAAGUCUGUCCAUAUAGAGCUUAUUGAAGAAAAGCUUGAUGAAAGUGAAAAACCAUUCUGGAAUGACUUCAUUGAGAUGUAUCUUAAACCAAUUGAUGAAGAUAAAGAGAGACAGCAAGAGAUUGCUAAACAUCUGAAGUCCCUGAGAAACAAGGCCACUUUCCUGUUCUUCAUUAUUAAUGUUCUGUGGCUUGUUUCAACAUUCUUCCUGCAACUGAUUGGUCCUGAUAUACACAUCAAGAUCCCCAAGAUCCUCUCAAAUGGUAGUUUCUCAGAGGAUGAAAAGCUAGAAGUUGAACCCAUUGGUUUUAUGUUCUUGAUAUCAUUUGCUGGGCUGCUGGCAAUUCAAUUCUUCACCAUGUUGUACCACAGGAUUAAUACGCUCAUCCAUUUUAUUGCAUAUAAAGGAACUGAAGUGAAAUCUCAGCAGAUUGUUGGAAAAUAUCAACAAAUGUAUAAAGACCAUGAAGUUUGACAUUAUAUAGAAGAUAAAUCAACAGAGCUUGGGAAGAAUUGAACUGCAACUUGCCAGCUUCAAAUUUAUACUAGCAUUAACUGUUCGAAAUACAACUGCUUGCUAAUCAUGUUACUAAAUGGAUAUUUAUGCAGUAAAAAAUGGUGAUUCCUUAGCAAUGAAUAACAGGCCAAUACAAAUAGAACUAGAAAUUCAUUAGCACUACCUGUUUCACAGGUGCAAAAUGAGCAUCCAUGUGGCAAUGUGGCUGCAGGCAUGGGGUAGAAUUCCCAACCUUCAUCCACAACUUAGUUCAUCCCUUGACUCAACAUCUGAAAUCUAGACAAAAGGCUGCCUCUGAAUGUCUGCUGGCUCUGUGUAGAAGUUGACAGAUCAGCCUCUGACCCAUGCAGAUGAUGCUGAUCGACCAAAUUUGCAUAUUUCUGUCUAAUAAAGCAAUAUAACAGUUUACUAACUUGGGAAUUACCUAGUUUUUGACUGUACAAUUGAUGACUGAAUCUUACUGAAACAUUGUUGAACCAGUACUGUAAGAUCCAGUUAAUGCCCUUUAAUUCUAUGAUUAACUCACCACACAGUGAAUAUUUUUUGAGAACAAAUAUCUCCACAAUUUUCAUUAAUCAAGUAUCUCAGGGAUGAUCAAUAUGUUUCAUGGCUGUAAAUAUUUAUCUUGAUUUAUGCCAAACUGUAACAUUCCAUAUGUGACAAUCAUCCAAUUAAAGAAAUGAGAAGAAAAUAUUUUCUAGAUACAAUGCAUUGCAACACUUUAUGUAAAUUAUUCAUAAAUGUUUUGCAACUUUAUAAUGCAUGGUAUACAAUGCAUUGCAAAACUGUAAAUACAUUAUUUAUAAAUGUUUUACAACAUUGUAAUGCAUGGAAAUUUUCCUUCUUAGGACACAAACUUGUGCAACUAACAUCAUUACUCUUCCUGUAUUGCUUCUGUUUGUUUAUUGAUGCUUCACCCACUGAUCCUGCUCUGAACAUUUAUGAUGACAACAGAAGUCAAUCUUGUGUUGAACCAUAUUUUUCUGUUGUGACAAUCAGCUUUGGGAAAGGUGAACAUAAUUUAUCCAAAGUCAAAGGCUAAGGAGCAGCAGUUAAUAAAUGAAGGGAUUAUGAAAUAUUGUUGGACUGGAAUGAUCAGAUUUGAUUAGUACCUUUAUAGUGCAAUAAAUAUCUUUUGAUAUACCUAUGUACAUUAAUGAAAGAAGAUAGAGAUAGUUUUGGAUACACAAGUGCAUGUGCACACACAUCUCAAAUGGAAGUGCAUUAUGCCAAAUCAAUGGAAUUAUUAAUGUGCAAUUACAGUAAUUUUCAACUGAUCAUGAAUUAGUAUAAUUUAUACCUUUGCACAA
Molecule: messenger RNA, 5063 nt
Organism: Pristis pectinata (smalltooth sawfish)
Lineage: Eukaryota; Metazoa; Chordata; Chondrichthyes; Rhinopristiformes; Pristidae
Product: chitin synthase chs-2-like
Exons: 19
Coding region: 46-3711 (1221 amino acids)
Cellular component (GO): cell septum; cell periphery
Molecular function (GO): chitin synthase activity
Source: RefSeq, a predicted model, not a curated record